This is a messenger RNA of Nicotiana tabacum (common tobacco), 1206 nucleotides long. RefSeq names its product protein YABBY 4. The record is from RefSeq and is a predicted model, not a curated record. Gene Ontology annotation, biological process: cell fate commitment; polarity specification of adaxial/abaxial axis; regulation of leaf development. NCBI's taxonomy places the organism in Eukaryota, Viridiplantae, Streptophyta, Magnoliopsida, Solanales, Solanaceae. Gene Ontology annotation, cellular component: nucleus.
CAUAUGCAUUAAUGCAUGACUUAAAUAGUUUGCAUCCAUGACCUAGCUAUAAUAAGGACCAAGAAAGGAGAGUGAAGCAGGUGAGGGAAAAAAAAGAGUUAUCAUCUCUCUCAGCUUUUCUCUUUCAUUUCUGGCCUUUCCUGCAACAAUUUUUGCACUUUGUUUUCAUACCUCCCCAACUAAUAUUAUCAAGAAGAAAGCAGAUCCAAGGAGGGAGUGGGUAGUUUAGUUUGGUAGUUGAAACUGUCAAAACAUCAAUCAAUCAAAUCAAUCAAACAGCAGCAACAGCCAAUAUAUCAGUUUGCAAAAUAGUAGGAAAUAGAGUAUCAUGUCCUCUUCAACUCCUAAUUCUACCUUGUCAUUGGACCACUUACCUCCUUCCGAGCAGCUCUGCUAUGUCCAUUGCAACAUCUGUGACACUGUCCUCGCGGUAAGUGUUCCGUGCACAAGUUUGUUCAAGACUGUGACGGUUCGAUGUGGCCACUGUACUAAUCUUUUGCCGGGAUUGCUUUUGCCUUCAGCUAACCAUCAUUUUGGUCACACUUACUUCUCUCCUUCCCACAAUCUUCUGGAAGAAAUUACCAACGCAACCCCAACUUUCUUGAUGAAUCAGAGUAACUCUACUGAUUUUGUCCUACCUACUCGACCUGGAUUUGAUGAUCUUCCUAGACCACCCGUCAUUAACAGACCCCCUGAGAAGAGACAGCGAGUCCCCUCUGCUUACAACCGAUUCAUCAAGGAAGAGAUCCAACGCAUAAAAGCAGGGAAUCCUGACAUUAGCCACAGAGAAGCUUUUAGCACCGCUGCAAAAAAUUGGGCCCACUUUCCACACAUUCAAUUUGGUCUCGUGCCUGAUCAGACUGUUAAGAGAGCUAAUGUCCGCCAACAGGAUGGAGAAGAUGUUCUUAUGAAAGAUGGUUUGUUUACUUCAACCAACGUUAGUGUCUCACCUUACUGAUAUCAGAAUCAAAAGGGAACAUGUUUUGAGAUGCAGAAGCUAUUCCUAUAGCAGCUAGAACCAAGUCUAACCCUUUGGUUUCUUUUUAGCCUACCAAUUAAUGUGACUCUCUACUAGUGAGUUGAAUGUGUAUUUCUAGACUUUCUUCUUUUAUCUUUUUGUUGAAGUGUACUUAUGACUUCAAUGUCUCAACUUGCUUGAACAGUAUGUUAUUUCCUUCUUACUAAUGACUUUUUGCUUUUGCACUA